AUGAUGGCCCAGCUCCAGGGGUGUGCUUUUGGCAAGGAGGAGGUGCUGCUGCGCGGUGCAGCGGUGGCAUGGGCCAGUUUCCAUCCACAGUUGCGCGGAGAAUUUGUCCUUGCCGAGAGCGAAAGGAGCAGGAGGAGAGCGCCAGUGCCUUUAUGUCCAACUUUAAUAUUGCAGCGAUCACCGCGACAACAAAAGUUGGACAUCGCGAGCCACUGA
Durusdinium trenchii is the source of this 216-nucleotide messenger RNA. Lineage: Eukaryota; Dinophyceae; Suessiales; Symbiodiniaceae. The record is from the annotation of a GenBank genome assembly.